UAAAUUACUCUGUGAAAAACGAAACGAGAUCAAAAGAGAAGGAAGUCAAUUAGUAUAAAAGUGGAAGACCUAAUACAUUUCUUAUCCAUAUAUUGUAUUAUUAUAAAUUAACUCUUUCAUAUUGAAUUACAUUUAUUUUCUGUUAAAGUAAUCAAAAUAGAGUAAGAACGCUGUGUUCAUGUUUGUCUUUUAUUUGAAUGGUCAAAAUGUGGGACUCUCCGUACUUGACUUGUUUGGUGCUGUAUAUAUUUUCUUUUCAAAUUAUCAUUACAAAUUCUCGCACUUCGAAUAUUUGGAAGCUAAAUGUGGAAGAAGAUCAAAUUGUUGAUGGAUCUACAUUGCCUCAGGAUGACACUGAUAAAUCAAAAAUGACCAAAGAGGACUCAAUUUUUAAUAUAAUAACGUCUACAGUUUACUAUGGUAAUACUUGGACAAAACAUGGCUUUGAUAUGUUUUGCACAGACUGUCAGUUAUAUGAACAACAGAGGGCUGGUACAGACCCAAGUGAUGAAACUACAUCAACAGAAACAAAUGAUGAUGCUGAUGAUGAAUAUUUAGACUGUGGCAAAGCUGUGAAUUUCACAUAUUAUGACAAUUUAGUUGGUGUGGCAAGAAGACACAGGCAUCCAAAUGUGCCUGAACCACAGGUUGCCCUCAUAUUUACAAAGAAAAAGUCCUUCAAAAAUGGUGUGACAGAGCUAGACAUAAAUGCACUUGAAAAGCGAUUGAAAAAAGCCAAGAGGGAAAAACCGAAGUCAGUACAAUUGUACAAUCAGAUUGGUAAUUUCUGGCGAAUUAAGGGUGACACUCGACAGUCAAUUGAAUGCUUCAGACGUGCCCUUGCAGUAUCACCUUAUAAUGCCGAGGUGCUGCUGAAUUUGGCGCGGGUGCUGUUCACACUACAGUACCUUGAUGAUGCCAUCUACCUAACACGACGUUCACUGGAAGUGCAACCGCCCGAUCGCAGCGCGUGGCAGCAAUAUUUCACACUUGGAGAAAUAUUAAAGGCAUAUGGACAUUAUCAGGAAGCUGCUGUACAUCUGAGACACACUCUCGAUUUGAGGCCAGAUUUUGAACCAGCGCUGGCUGCUUUGAAGGAUAUAGAAAAUAUACCAGAAGCAUCAGUUCACGUGUACACACUUCUAAUAAUUGUUUGCCUGGUGAUGGGAGUACUCCUAGUAAUACUGUCGUCAGUAGACAACGGUGGCGACGUAGAAGAACACAAAACCCAGCGUCACUUCAACCGGGCGAUGGCUAUGCGUUCGCUUCGUGGGGUCGCGCUCGCCGGCUCACGAGGUCGUAAGAAAGGGGGCUCCUAAACAAGACGUAUCUCAUGCGAUUGGCCUGAGUUUGCUAUCUCUAGUUGAGUAUUCCUAGUCCAUCAAUGUAUUCUUAGAGUUUUAUUACGAACUAAGCUUUUCCUUAAAUACUGUCAUGAACUUUUAUAACGGCGUGUUUGUGUACCAGCUCAAUCUCAAUAUCUAAUUACUUAUUUUAUCUAUAUAUAAUGAAAGAAAAUUGCACUAUGAACUGUAUCUCCUAUCAUUACUACCGCUUCAGGGUCUUUUGAGAAAAUUAAGUGUCUGCUUAACAUUUCACAACUAUUAUUUUUCACAAAUUCUACUAGGUAUAUUGUAGUAAAAAGUAUUUUGCCGUUUAAAAUUUGAUAGGUUGUGAUAUCUUUUUGUGUUCAGAGAUGACAAACUCAGGCAUACAAUUAUGAAAUUUAGAUUUUCUCGCAUUAAAAAAAUUACGAGUGAUAUCAAUAAAGAUAUUUAUUUAAAUAACAUUGCUAUUCAUGCAUGCAAAAAGGAAAACUGAUACAUUGUGACACUGUUCUGUUACAUCCACUUUUACAAACUGAUAUUAUAUUACUGUGUUGAUAAGUUAACAGAGUAAAUUAUAAAAUACUGCAAGCUUUAAAAUGUUUCACAGGAUAAUGUUUAUUGGAAUUUUUAAAUUA
Messenger RNA from Achroia grisella, 1963 nucleotides. RefSeq lists its product as uncharacterized. Bases 198 to 1319 code for a protein of 373 amino acids. Gene Ontology annotation, biological process: actin filament polymerization. The record is from RefSeq and is a predicted model, not a curated record. Lineage: Eukaryota; Metazoa; Arthropoda; Insecta; Lepidoptera; Pyralidae. The transcript has 7 exons. Gene Ontology annotation, molecular function: protein binding. Gene Ontology annotation, cellular component: cytoplasm; actin cytoskeleton.